AUGGAAGUAGAUGGACGGCUAUCAGAGGAAUAUCUUGUCAAAAUAAGUCGUUUUAAUUCAGCAAAAGAGAGGUUGGAUGAAAUUAGAGGUAAGUAUAGUUUUUUGUGAUGCUUUAUGUUUAGAUCAACUUAAUCAAUCAGAGUAUGAGACUAUAACUGAGGUUUUAACGUCUUCUGUGAAUCAACUGGUUUCUAACGAUGUUUAUGGUAUUAGAGACGAAGAGUUUGAACGGGCCAGGAUAAAGUAGGUUCUUGUUAAGGAUGUACUUGCAUUUUUUGUGGUUUUAUGUUCUUAAAAACAUUUUUUACAAUAAAAGUGGUUUAGAUUCUAUUUUAUAUUAUUACUUAUGAAAUUAUGUUAUAUUAUAACUUCUAACUAUAAUUAUUUUUUAUUUAGGGUAAAGAACUUGUACAAAGACGAAACAAUCGUUGAAAUAAAACGACUUGGACAUCGAGAUUUCACGCAGAAGUUGAAGUAUGACAUUACCAAGGAUAUUACACUGCAAAACAGUUUCUUUGGAUUGAUUGCUAACUAUGAGCCAGAAUACUUACGGCUGGCUAUUGAGGCAAUAUUGGACGUGAAGUUUGAAACGUUGGAAGAGUUUAGGAAAGAGUUUAGAAAGGUGGCAAACAAGAAGUUGUUUACUUCGCACAGGAUCAUGUCGAAUCCCAAAUAUGCAUAUGGAUCUGCAACGUGAGUUUACUCUUGAUAUUAAAAUUAGUAUCGCUUUCUUGUUGUGUUUGAGUUAUAUAAUAUAUGAAAGAACAGACAAGAUUAAUUUAACGUUUACUAUUAUAUUACUUUCUUUAAUGUUUGUACGGACUAUAAUAUAUGGUUUUUAAUAUUCGAGCAUUUAACUAUGGUUAAAUGUUUUAGUAAAGUUUACACAGAAGAAGGCAAAAGUAUUGCAUACGUUCAUUUCUUGGCUCUUUCGUGUCAGCUGAUUGCAUUAAUGGAAUAUAUGGUUAACGAUCGUGUCAUACUCAAUUUGACCCGGAUGUUCACGUUGAAAUCAACUUUUACUGUAAGCAUUUAAUAUUUGCUUUAUUAAUAGUUAAUGUAUCUAUCUUUGGCACAUAUUUAACACAAUUUAUCUGUAAAAUCUAGUUACGGUUUUUUUUGAAAGGCUUAAAGAAGGUUGUAGUAAUUGGCAUUUUUUAGACAAGCAAAGAUAUGAUAAUGGAAAUAAGCAAGUUGUUCAUGCCAGGUUCGGUGGUCUUACCACGGUUCUUCAAUUUGUGUAAUUGUCAGUUUAGUUACGAACAAACAAUGUUACACAAUCACAACUACAACGUCACAGAUCUGUCUAGUGAUCUGAAUGAUGGAGUUGUGUUGUCGAGGCUGAUUGAGAAUGUGCAGUUUUCAAAAAGUGGCAAGUUGAAAACGGUAACUGGAUUAAGGUUGAACGCUGAGAACGACCGGUUGAACAAGAUUAGAAACAUUAAGAAUGUUAUUGAAUUGGCCAAGGAAUGGGAAGUGAUUGCUACAGGUAUGUCAUCGUCACUGUCAUUUGUUUUUUUGCUGUAAAUACAGUGUUUUCGUUGCUUUAUUGUAUUAUUGUUAUCUCUUGAUAUAAGGUUAGUUAAAAAAGCUUUUGUCAGUUACUUUGGUGUUUCCAAGCUGUUUUGUUAUGCUAUAUUAAUUUUUUUAGAUUUGAACGUUAACGCCACUCUGAUUCAUGCUGGUGAUAAGAAGGAGAUCAUCAGCCUUCUUCUUCAUAUCUUUGGAGCACAGCCACUUUUCACUCAAGAACCUGUAGAAGUUAAAAGGAGCCUGAAUAGUACCAGAAGUCCUUUCAAAAGGCCCGAUAUUAAACUUGACAUGGAUUCUACUAGGAUUUUGCAGUCAAGGGACAACUUAUUUGAUGAAACUGUAGAACAAAGUCGGCCUUUGUUGGAAGUUAUCCUUGAGGAGUGUUCUGGAAGAAGCAGCAUUGAGUCUGGUUCUUCAGGUGAAAGAGAAAGUUACAUUGAAACUGAAAUGGACACAGGAUUAGAAGGAAGAGAAAAUGAGGUUGAAUUGCAAAUUGGUACAAAGUUAGAAGAAGACAAAGAAAAUAAAAUUGAACAAGAAGUGAAUACAGAGUUUGAAGAACGAAAGGAAAAUUAUGUUGGAUUGGAAUCUGAAAAAGAGUUGGAAGAAGACACGGAAAAUGACAUUCAAUCAGAAAGAGAAACAAAGUUCGAAGAAGGAACAGAAAAUAAUAUUGAAGCAGAAAGAGAUACAGAGUAUGAAAAAAGAAACGAAAAUAUCGUCGAAAUCAAAAGUGGUACAGAGUUUGAAGGAUUAAAACAAAUUGAGAUUCAACUAGGGAUGGACACAGAGUUAGAAGAAGAAAAAGAAAAUGAGUUUGCAUUGAAAUCUGAUAUAGAGUUAAGAGACGGCAAAGAAAAUAAUAUUGAACUAGAAAGGGAUACAGAGUAUGAAGAACGAAAAGAAAAUGUCAUUGGAUUAGAACCGGAUACAGUUUUAGAAAAAGAAACAGAAAAUGACUUUAAGUCAGGAGCUGUUACAGAGUUAAACGAAGGAAAGGAAAUUGAACCAGAAGUGGAUGCAUCGUUAGAACAAGGGAAUGAGAAUGGAUUUGAACCAGUACUAGAUACAGGGUUAGGAACAAUAAAAGAAAAUGACAUUGAAUUAGAGAUGGGUACAUCGUUAGAUGAAGAGAGUAAUCAAGACUGUGAAUUAGAAGUAGGUACACGGUUAACAACAAUAAUAGAAAAUGACGUUGAAUCAGAAAUGGGUACAAAUAGUUUUGGAGAAGGAAGAGAAAAUGAGAUCGAACCAGAGAAGGAGACAGAGUUGGAAGAAGAAAAAGGAAAUGAAGUUGAAUUAGAAGCUGGUUCAGUGAAUGAGGAAGAAAGUGCAGUGAUAGAAGAAGAAAUCAAAGUGACAUACGAACUUCACCGAAACGUACCGUGCAUCGAGGAAGUGAGUGUUUAUGAUGAUUCGACGGAUUCAACGGUUUUUUCUCAUUUACAAUCUUGUUUUUUAAUUCAGCAAACGAGAACAGGAUUGCAGUUGAACAUGGCGCAGUACAAUGCACUGGAUGAACAAGCCAAUAGGUUAGAACCUCCUAUAAGCAAUCCAAAUGCGGAUUGGGAUUACUGGGCUACCGUGAUUCAGGUAGGUAUUAGUGAUAGUAAAUUACGUUUUAAAUAGGUUAUUAUAUAGAAUUUAAUAUACUUGUGUUAGUGUUUGUCAUAUAAUCGAAAUUAGAAUGUAUGAUGAUUUUUUUGCAAUUUCAGAAGGUAUGGCGAGGUUACAGAGUCAGAAAACGAAACAAACAGCGUCUGGAAGAGCUGCGUAGGAACGUCGCUCAAAAGUCAGCGGUGCUACAGUACAAUGUUCUGAGUCACAGCAACUUCACCGUGCUCAAGCGUAUUACUACAUACAUUCCAUUGCUGGUAUCGGACUCUUUAUACGACCGGCUGGUCGCUGUUACGUUCAUGAGUAAGUUUACUUUAAGUUUUUAUGAAGUGUAGGUAAGGUUGGUCAAAUGUAUGGUUUAUUCAGAGUAUUGUAGGAUUGUUUAGCUCACAAUGUUUGUUUCAGACAGGAUAUUCGAGUACAACCAUCAGUUUGUGAAUAUAUUCGUAGAACGGCAAGGCGUUAAAGCUGUCGUCGAUAGUAGCACAUUUCUGUUACGAAGUGCUCAAGAUGUGAUUGUUCAGAAGGCGGUGGCACAACUUAUUUUGAAUAUUGUGGUAAGCUAUGCUAAACUGUUAUUUAUAUUAAAGAGGACUCAUAAGAGCUGUCCCGAAUUUAUUUUGAAUUUUUGUGUGAGAUUAAAAAAUGUUAUAGUGUUACGGUGAAUCUGGAAUUGUGCAAAUUCACGCUACAGACCUAGCCAAACUGCUGAUGAAGAAUCUGAGGAAAUAUCGACCGCAAAGUGGGAUUGUUGAUGCUGAUAUAAAAGACAUAUUUGUGAAAACUUCAAGGUCAUUGAAGCUGCUCACUGAUUUCCCUUCAGCUCUAGAAGUGGUAAGUCACUUUGUUUGUGUAUACGAUGUACUUAUAUUAGGGCAGUUAGUGUUGCUUAUAACAUUUAUUUUGUGUUAAUUUAGUUGAUAAUAAGUUUUUGAAUGUCAGCGUAUCAUGGCGUUGACGUAAUAAUAUUUAACUUUACUUCUAAUUUUAACUUUAUUUUGCCAUUGACAUUUUUGAAUGUUAUAGAUGAAAAAGUACAACAUCAGUUACUACCUAGACAAAGUGAAUCGUAUCCAGUUCAGAGGAGAUGCGUUGACGUUGCAAAAAGCUGUGUUUAAUCUCAAACAAUGUGUUCGUCUGGUAGACACUAACUAA
This is a messenger RNA of Bursaphelenchus okinawaensis, 4305 nucleotides long. The record is from the annotation of a GenBank genome assembly. Lineage: Eukaryota; Metazoa; Nematoda; Chromadorea; Rhabditida; Aphelenchoididae.